This is a messenger RNA of Raphanus sativus (radish), 3144 nucleotides long. Its product is annotated as pentatricopeptide repeat-containing protein At2g26790, mitochondrial. Bases 108 to 2537 code for a protein of 809 amino acids. The transcript is spliced from 2 exons. The record is from RefSeq and is a predicted model, not a curated record. Gene Ontology annotation, molecular function: protein binding. Lineage: Eukaryota; Viridiplantae; Streptophyta; Magnoliopsida; Brassicales; Brassicaceae.
AAAUAUCCUUCCCUCAAAGGCCGGCAGAUUCAUUGGGGUUUUAGGGUUUUACAAAAAAAAAAAAAAAAAACGUCCGUCUCUCACUCUGACCCAAAUCGCCAAUUUUGAUGCGUUUCUCUCCAUUACUACUCUCACAGUUGAGACGGGCUCCUCCGAGAAGAGCAUCAUCAUCAGCCUCUUCGCGUUUCUUCACAGUCUCUUCUCCGAACACCCCUAACCUCUCUGAACAACAGCAAGAGCAUACGAACAAUCACCACCACAACCUCAUCAAACUCAUCGGUAACUCCGAUCUCAAUCUCUCCAACCUAAACCAAACCACCCUCCUCCGAGUCCUCAACAGCACCAAAGACGACCCGAACCUCGCUCUCUCCUUCCUCCGCCACCUCCAACAGAACCAUGUCCUGCUUAACCUCAACGCGUACGCAUCUCUCGUCAGAAUCCUCUCUCGCUGGCGUCUCGACAGGAAGCUAGACUCCGUGCUAAUCGAACUGAUCAAAAACAACAACGAGGUGGAGGAGCGUGGCUUCUCCGUGAUGGAACUGAUGGAAGCGAUUGCGGAAGGGGAAGAAGAAGAUGCCUCCUCCUCCUUCCUCCUCCUAAACCGAGUUUCCGGUUCAUUGGUUAAAACUUACUCUACUCUCGGUAUGUUCGACGAAGCCGUCGACGUAUUGUACCAAAGCAGACGCCUCGGUUACGUCCCUGGAAUCAAGCCGUGCAACUUCUUAAUGAACCGUUUAAUCGAGUCCGGUCGAACCGAUAUGGUAUUAGCUCUUUUCCGCCAGCUCGACCAGCUCGGUCUGUCCCCCAACGACUACACUUACGCCAUCGCGGUUAAGGCCUUGUGUCGAAAACGCGAUCUUGACGGAGCAGCUAGGCUGCUCGAGGAGACUACUUCGAGCGUGUUUGCUUACACGACUUUCGUCGAAGGGCUUUGUUUGAACGGGAAGACGAGGAUGGCUUUGGGUUUGGUCAAUGAACUGUCUCUGAGUGGCGACGCGCUUGGAUUCGCGUUUGGGAUGCUGGUUCGUGGAUUCUGUAAGGAGAUGGACGUGGAAGCGGCGGAGGAAGUUGUUUUUAAGAUGGAGGAGUUUGGGGUUGGUCCUGAUGUCUACGCUUGCUCUGAGAUUGUUAACGGAUACUGCAAGAGCUUGGAGUUGGAUAAAGCUUUGAGUUUUGUUGAUGCCAUGUUGAAAAAGGGAAUCAAGAUCAACUGCGUGAUCGUGAGUUCGGUUCUACAGUGCUACUGUAAGAUGGGAGCGUUGCGUAAGUCCGACGCGUUGUGGUUGGGAGCGUUGGAGAGGUUCAAAGAGUUCAAGGAGAUGGAUGUUUUCAUGGACGAGGUGUGUUACAACGCGGCGUUCGAAGCUCUGAGCAAGCUGGAGAGAGUGGAAGAAGCUGUGGAGCUGCUGGGAGAGAUGAUUGGUAGAGGAAUGGUUCCUGACGUCAUCAACUACACGACUUUGAUCGAUGGAUACUGUCUUCAAGGCAGGUUCGUUGAUGCUCUUGAUUUGUUUGAUGAGAUGAGAGCGAAGGGUACGGCUCCUGAUGUGGUCACGUACAACGUGCUUGCUGGUGGGCUCGCCAGGAAUGGUCAUAGCGAGAAGGCGCUUGAGGUUUAUAGAGAUAUGAAAACGGAGGGUGUAGAGCCCACUGCUGUCACACACAAUGUGAUCAUUAACGGUCUCUGUUCCGCGGGUAAAAUAGAAGAAGCAAGAGAGUUCUUUACAAGUCUGAGAGACAAGUGCCCAGAAAACUACGCCAGUUUGGUGAAAGGUUAUUGUGAUUCUGGCCUUCCUAAAGAUGCCUAUAGAAAAUUCGUCGAGCUAAACUCUCCUCUGCCAAAGAGUGUGUGCUUUAAACUGUUUACUGCUCUCUGCGAGGAUAAACACUGUGAGGGGAAAGCUCUAAGGGUGCUGAAAAGGAUGUGGGCUUAUGGAGUUGAACCUGCGAGGAGCAUGUACGGUAAAAUGAUAAGUAAGGUAGAUAACGUGAGGGAAGCCGAGCUGGUAUUUGACAAAAUGGUUGGGAGAGGAAACCUCCCUGAUCUUGUUACGUAUACGAUCAUGAUUCAGACGUACUGUAGGCUAAUGGAGUUGCAGAAAGCCAAUGAUCUUUUCGAGGCGAUGAAGCAGAGAGGAGUAAUACCUGAUUUGAUAGUAUACACGGUUUUGUUUCAUGGUCAUCUGAAGUUGGAUGAUAAAGAAGCAGGCUGUGUCGAAGGAAAAGCUAAACAGAUUUGGAAAGAAUUAGCAGCUGCUUGUAUAGAACCAGACGUUAAGAUGUAUACUGUUCUGAUGAAUCACCAUUGCAAGAUCGGCAACCUAGAGAUCGCCACAGACAUCCUUUAUCGGAUGAUAGAAUGUGGGCUGAAGCCUGAUAAUGUGACCUACAAUGCUCUAAUAUCUGCUUAUGAUCGCAAAGGGCACACGGAUAAAGCAGCGGAACUUGUUACCGAAUUGUCAGGAAAGGAUAUUACUCUGCCUGAACAUUUGUUUGCUAUAGUUAAGCGUGCUUUGAAGACAAAGAGAUGUCGAUAGGAAAUGAAGAGUAUACUUGAGAGAGGUCAAUCAUGAACUUGCUGAUCUCAUAAAAAAAUAGAAUUCAAAACAUUGAGAGCAGAGACUAUAUACCGGUAAGGGGGAAGUGGGGUAUUUACUGAUUAAAUUUCUUGUUUAUGUUAUUGCUAAUCGUCUAUAAAUGUCAUAGGGCAUGACUACUCUUGCUGUAUGGAAACCAGAGUCUGUGGAGAAGCCACAGAAAUAGCUGCAUGUUAUCCACAUAUAUGGCUGUAAUGGGUCUUCUUAAGGCAGAGAUGAGCUUCGGAGUAUGGAGAAGGAAGCUAAACAAAGUUGAAGAACCAGGAGCUGAGUUGGGAGGACUGGAAGCAAAUAUUCUGGAUGUACAAAUAUGUUCUCUGUUGAGUUUUGCGGAACCGCGUUUUCUAGGAUUUGCAUGGGUUAGAACCUGCGCCGUGCUCUUCAUGUUAUGUUUAUGCCAGCGAGCUUUCCCCUCAAAUGCUCAAUUUUGAGCUCCAACUGCUUGGUGUACCUUAUAUUGUUUUUUUCAAAUUUUGAGCUUUAAGAUGAUUCAUGGAUCUGUUUAGCUUAUAGCUGAAUUCAUCUCAAUGACUUCUGUUUGGAGAGU